CCUAAACGCGAGCAUACUUGUUUUAACUUCCUCACGGCUGACACGCAGGCUACUUGUAGAAUCUCUUGUUUCUAUCAUGAUCAUCCGAAGCAGAAACUGAAGGCCGUAUAACCCUUCAGCAUCCAUUUAGCAUCGUCUCGCAUCCCGCCUUGGAGAAUGGGUCAAGGCUACUCUCUCACUUCCAUAGGCGCAGGCGCCGGCGCUUUCGACUCAUCCGAACUCUCAGAUUUGACCUACGAGAGAUCUCUAGGAAAUGCACGGUUUAUGAAAACGAUCCGGGCUCGCAGAGAUGAUGGUGUUGUUGUCGCCAAGCUUGUCAUGAAGCCGGUCCAGAACCAAGACUGGGAUCGUUAUGUAAAAGCCCUGACCCACGAGCGCAAGCAGUUAGCAGACAUCCCCAACGCCCUGGGCUACCAUCGAAUCCAGCAGACUAGCACCUCUGGCAUCCUCACUCGUCAGUUCAUCCACAGUUCGUUGUAUGAUCGCAUCAGCACACGACCAUUCCUGGAUGUAGUCGAGAAGCGAUGGAUCUCCUACCAGCUCCUCUGCGCCGUACGUGAUGCACAUGCCAAAAAUAUCUAUCAUGGCGAUAUCAAGACUGAAAAUGUACUUGUCACGUCGUGGAACUGGCUUUACCUCACGGACUUCUCUGCAAGUUACAAGCCGCAUUAUCUUCCUGAAGACAAUCCGGCCGAUUUUUCGUUCUUUUUUGAUACUUCUGGAAGAAGGACAUGUUAUCUGGCUCCUGAGAGGUUUCUAAGAUCUGGAGAUGAUCCAACGCAGAAGGGUGGCAUAAACUGGUCAAUGGAUAUCUUCAGUGUUGGGUGCGUGAUAGCAGAACUGUUUCUGGAAACACCCAUCUUUUCGCUCAGCCAGUUGUUGAGGUAUCGCGCGAACGAAUACGACCCUCAGGCCGCAUUAGAUGACAUCAAGGAUCCCGAUAUUCGUGAAAUGGUCACACAUAUGAUUCAACUUGACCCGCAAGCUCGAUAUGCCGCCGAUGAGUAUCUCAACUUCUGGAGGGGCAAGGCAUUCCCAGAGUACUUUUCCAGUUUCUUGCAUCAGUACAUGUACCUGAUAACGGAUCCGACCUCCGGCCGUCGACCUCUAACCUCGGGAAAGGAGAAUCUGGGCGAAUCUGACGACAGAAUUGAGAGAGUAUACAACGACUUUGAUAAGAUAGCCUAUUUUCUCGGCUACGAAGACGACAGUGGCGAAAAAAAAACCCAAGAAGCUCUCUCUAUGACGGCUGCAAAUCCAAAUGCAUUUUUCCCACUUCAGGUAGACAUUCCUAAUCAUCGCCACACAAUCUCUUCUGCGGCAAAGAAACCCAGCGAUAAUGGAAGCUUAUUGUUUUUAACACUAGUUGAAGCUUCUUUGAGAAGUACAGCGAGGGCAGCGCCAAGAAUGAAAGCCAUCGAAUUGCUAUUGGCAUUCGCGGAAAGGGUGCCGGACGAGGUCAAGCUCGAUAGAAUUCUGCCUUACCUGAUGGAUAUGCUUGGCGAGGAGCAGACGGAACCUGUUAGAAUAUAUGCAUUGCGGGCAGUGACGCAGCUCCUCGAACUUGUGCAAACAAUCACUGCACAGAACGCAUACGUAUUCACAGAGUAUAUUCUACCCAGAAUACGAAUGCAUGUUAUUGCGCCUCGCAAAAAUCAGAGCUCUGCCCUUCGAGCUACUUAUGCCUCCUGCCUUGCGAGCCUAGCCACUACAGCUUUGCGCUUUCUCGACAUGAUGCAAGCUCUUCGCCUUGGAGGCAAUGCUCUGGCCGGAGACCAGGAAAACAGUAAUAACAGUCAUCUAAGCUUUGCAGCUCUAGCCCACCUGUAUGACAAUAACCGCGCUGAUUUGAUGUCCUACUUCGAAGAACACACCGCCAGCCUACUCGAAGAUACAGAGACUUCAGUGCGACGCGCUUUUCUUGGUUCCAUCGCACCUCUGUGCUACGCGCUUGGAAGCGCAAAAGCCAGCGACGUAGUUCUCACUCACUUGAAUACGUAUCUUAACGACAAAGACUGGCAGCUUAAAUGCGCAUUUUUCGAAACGAUUGUGGGGGUAGCCACCUAUGUCGGCGGUGCACCUCUCGAGGAAUACAUCCUUCCCCUUAUGGUGCAGGCCAUGACGGAUCCAGAGGAAACCGUUGUGGAGAGAGUGCUACGGUCGUUCUCAACAAUAGCACAGCUGGGCUUAUUUCAGAGGUCAACGUUAUGGGAGCUUACUGAUAUCGUGGCAAGAUUCACUAUGCAUCCGAAUUCAUGUAUUCGUGAGGCAGCGACCUUUUUCAUUGCGUCAGCGGCAAGGUUUCUGUCGGUAGCUGACAGGCAUGGGAUUGUUUUUCCACUUAUUCGGGUAUACCUCAAGACUCUGCCGCCCGAGCUCGAGGAGCUUUCUCUUCUUGACGCGCUUAAGAAGCCUUUGCCAAGACUUGUUUUUGAUUAUGCGAUUUUAUGGGCGCAGAAGGCAGAGAAGGGCUCGUUCUGGAAAGCGGCUCAAAUUCAGCAUACAUUCACAUUUGGAUCGGGUCAACAUAUCUUGCAUAAUGCCGCCGGUAUGGAUUUAGGACCUAGAGCAUUGAACCGCAUUCCGCAAAAUGAGGAAGAUCACGCGUGGCUUGAAAAAUUACGGGCCGCGGGAAUGAGCACGGAUGAUGAGUUCAAACUUGUCGCUUUGCGCGAAUUUAUCAUCCGUGUAGCACAUCGUCGCGCGCAGGAGCUGGCUGUGAAUGAGCAACCGAAUUACGGUGGCAUCAUCAAGCUAAGCGAUAUUGGCAUAAGACCCCAGCUUGUGUUCUUUGAAAAGGACGAAGAUGCGUACAGGGAGAAUGCAAUUGCCCAUCGAGAUAUCGAAACGCAGCGAAAAACAAUCGCGGAAGCAUUGCAAGAUGCGCGAGAAGACCGCUUAUCUGCCAAUCCUGGGCAUCUUAAGCUUCCAAAGCCUCUUUAUGGGGCUGAUGGAGACUCUGGUACAUCGACGCCAGUUGCGGCAAUCGAUGUUCCCAUGCCGACAGGAUUGAGGAGUCCGCCGCCCGGUCAGCAGAUUGCAUCAUCGGUGGAUUCGAGACCGAGCAUCAAGAGUGAGCAUAAGCAUAACUUGCAACGUAAGGGCAGUGCAAUCAGCCUCAUCGGUGGAGGAAAAGCGAAGGCAGAAACAGGUACAACUGCUGAAAACGCAAUUGGGCGUGUGGAAACGUCGUCAUCUAAUCGUGAGAAUCUUCCAAGAAAAACUGCAACUAUUGCUGUGCAGGCUGAGUCGCAACGGAGAAGCUCUAGUCAUCCUAGAGUUCGCCCUUCACAUAAUUAUCGAGGAAAUGACCCUACUGUUCUCAGGCUCUUGGAUGCUAUGUAUCUGGAAAAGUAUCCUGUUGAUCUUAUCGAACUCGGCCCUCUCGUGACGCGGCGACAGAACAAGCCGAUCAAGAGAGUCAAUGGGCAGGCUGCAAACACCCCAUGGAAACCAGGAGGGAAUUUAGUUGCCAUGCUGAGCGAGCAUGUUGGGAGCGUAAACAGGCUUGCAGUGGCUCCUGAUCAUACGUUCUUCAUUACAGGAUCAGACGACGGCACAGUCAAGAUCUGGGACACUCAAAGACUCGAGAGAAACGUCACGACUCGUUCACGACAGACCCACAAACAAGGGGAUGGGGUCAAAGUCACGAGUCUUACUUUUAUCGAGGACACUCACUGUUUCGUAAGUGCAGGCACUGAUGGCAGCGUCCAUAUCGUCCGCGUAGAUUAUCAACUUAAAGAAGACGGUGCACACGGUUCAUCUGGACGUUAUGGGCGACUUCGCAUAGUACGAGAGUAUUACUUUGUGGACGGAGAAUACGUGACUUGGUGCGAACAUUUCCGCGAUGAUCACAAGUCCAUUCUCAUGCUCAGCACGAGCAAAUGUCGAGUAAUUGCUCUCGAACUUCGAACUAUGGAUGUACUGUAUGAACUCCGAAAUCCAGUCACCCAUGGGGUACCUCUCUGUUUUUGCGUGGACAAGAAACGACACUGGCUGGUUGUCGGCACCACGCACGGAGUACUCGACUUGUGGGAUCUUCGUUUCAAAAUGCGCCUGAAAGCGUAUGCAUUUUCUGGUGGAGCUCCGGUUUACCGCCUGAGUCUUAUCCCAACGCCUCGACCAAAGUCUCGACAGCUCAAGAUCGCUGUUGCGGGAGGCACAGGGCAGCCUGAGAUUACAGUGUGGGACAUCGAGCGUCUAACUUGUACAAAUGUGUAUCGCACGGGGACUGCGAUGGGUAAAGAAGUCAACAGAGCAUAUAAACUUACAGAGCUCGAUGAGGAAAAGUCGGCAGGCAUACUCUCCCGUUUCGCUGUUUUACCGAGGUCAGCACAAGGCACAACUUCCAUGACCGGUGGUCCAAAUAGUAGUAUUCGCGCUAUAGCCACAGGAUUAAGUGCCUGGGAAGGUUCUGAGGGGGCUAAAUAUCACUUCUUGCUGUCUGUUGGCCCGGAUUGGAAAGUAAGGUUCUGGGAUACAUCGCGACCAGAGACAUCGACGGUGGUCAGCGGGAUAGAAGUUGACGAAGGCCGACCUUCAUACACAGUCAGUACGCCGAGUCCAGAGCUUCAAGUGGUCAGCGAGCACUUGAAUCCGGCCUCUGCAAGUGGUGUAGGAAUUGAGCCGGGUACCCCGAGUAGUAAGAAGGAGCGAAGAAGUAGGAGCAGCGUUAUAAGUAUGCAGGCGCAGGUGCUUCUAAGAACCCAUUUGGACACCAUCAUGGAUGUCGCAUUCCUAGAAAUGCCAUAUGGGAUGGUUGUUUCCGCUGAUAGAGCAGGCGUGGUCUAUGUAUUCUCAUGAUUCCCACCUAUUUAGGACUUUUCUAAAGAAUAAUAUGUGUGUCAAGAUUUUACAUUACUUGACUAUAAUUAGAUGUACA
This is a messenger RNA of Verruconis gallopava, 4882 nucleotides long. RefSeq lists its product as uncharacterized. Gene Ontology annotation, cellular component: nucleus-vacuole junction; phosphatidylinositol 3-kinase complex, class III, type II; late endosome. Gene Ontology annotation, molecular function: protein serine/threonine kinase activity; protein binding; ATP binding. The coding region runs from base 157 to 4803 and encodes 1548 amino acids. Lineage: Eukaryota; Fungi; Ascomycota; Dothideomycetes; Venturiales; Sympoventuriaceae. Gene Ontology annotation, biological process: autophagy of peroxisome; macroautophagy; late endosome to vacuole transport. The record is from RefSeq and is a predicted model, not a curated record. The transcript is spliced from 2 exons.